AUGAAUUUUCUCCCGGCUGUCUUAUGCUAUAUCAGUUUCUGCUUCGGCCUCUUCCUCUUGUACACCUUCCGGAAUUCGGCUUUCUGCCGACCUAUUUUGUGCCUGUUCAGCCGAUCUUAUCAGCUUCUCUGUUUAUUUGUCCCCCCGCGCCUCCGAACCGUCUGUAGUGGCGUGGUCCGCUGGUACUUCUACGAAAAGUAAGUUUGGCCCAAUGCAACCGUCUAUGUCUACUGAAUGAAUUUCAGUAGGUGAUUAUGUUGUCUAUUUUCGCUCCUCGUUUGCUCCUAGACACUGCCUCUUCCAGCUCACGUACGUGCUGCUUGUUCUCAUCGCGCAUCUGGUACUCGUCCGUGAUGUUCUGCCGCUUCUUUACACCUACGCCUGGACGGAGAACCAUAUUUCGGUGGGAUUAAUGUGCCUUUUCGCUAACAUUGGAAUGUACCUCGCCGUUUGCCUUAAAGACCCUGGUGUGUUUAUUAGAGCUUUUGUUUACACGUUAUUUUUGUUCAAUGCUGUCGAGUUUUGGCCCAUUAUUGAUCUCUACUUGGUUAAAUGUAUGGUGCGACAUUACCACCCAUCUGAUUCUCGCUGACCUUUCCUUCAAUUUUGUGUGUACCAUGACUUGUUGCUUCAGAGCACUAUCCUAAUAGUUGAAUUGCGGAACGGGGCGUAAGUACUUCCUUGCCUAGGAAGGCCGACAACUAGCACCAUUUGUAUGGGUCUCUUGUCUAGAUCCAGUAAGACGUUGACUUUUGACGUACAUUUGUUCCUUACAGGAGUCGUGACCAGCAGUCGUGCCGCCUCCUAUUCAUCCGCCUACGAGUACGAUAAUGUCAUCUACAGACCGGUUCUCUGUCCCGAAUGUGCCUUUGUGAGACCUCCGCGCACCAAGCAUUGUUGUAAGUUCGCUCUUUUUGUGUGCCCGAAAGUGACAGUUACCAUCUAUGGCUGUCACGACUCUUGGGGCUUUUUUAAACUUCUUUUUUCAUGUUUCGCAUUUCGACCAGCACAAAUGGCCCUUUAUCUGACAUCCUAGUCCCUUGUAUAAACCGUAAAUGUUAUCGAAGAUUUGCGCAAUUAUGGUACAGGUACUUGUACUUGAUACGGCUGCGAUCAUGGCUGAUCUAGCCGACCUCGAUGAUGUCCCGAACUGUACCUCUCCACGCAUGACGGUCCGCGGCAGCAGAUCUGGAUAUCUUUGCCAACGACGUAGACCGAAUACCGAAGGUCCAAGAACCACCUCCAUGUCUUGGCGAACUGCGCCGAGCCAGGUUUUGAACUAACCCCCUCUUCGACGCCUCCAAUGGGGCAGCGGUGCCGGAUCGAGGGCAGUUACAUUGAGCUCCUGAGGUGGACGACGAAGAACAUGCCCGAACCACCUCAGUCGUCUUUCUUGGAUGACCUGAGUUAUCCUUGCGAUGUUGUCGCAGCGAGUGCAUACUGUCUCAUUUGAGACGAAGUCGGUGAAAUUCACUCGUAGGAUGGUCCUCAAGCAGUGGUGGUCAAAUACCUCCAGUUUUCACCCCGAAUGUUGGCUGGCAACGCCCAUCGGACUCCGUGGUAGCUCCCGUUUUCGUCCAGUGUAUCCUCCACGUGGCCAGUUUUAGGAGUAAUUAUUAAUUCACGUCAACAUUAGCUCGGCGGACAGGACCGGAGUUGGCUGCGCGUCGGGACUUUGACCAGCACCUACUUUCUGUACAGAAUACACUACUUUUAAGUCAAUUUAUUAAGGGAAUGAGGCUUUCGCCCUUCAGCUCCCCAUUCAUUUCGAAAACAGAAAUAAAAUCAUCAAUUACAUCAGCAAAUGCGGAAAUUCAAAAGUUAGCGGUAAGUGUGAGCCAGGCGCAAACUGCCGCCGCUAAAACAAUCGUGAUUAUAUGUACAGUAGUUUCUCAGCAAAUGAGUAUCUAGUCCAAACUUAGAGGAUUUGGCAGUUUCGGAAAGAACCACCGUACCAGGGAGUCCAUUUCCUGAUCCAAUGACCCUCUGCGAGAGACCGUUCCGUCGGGCGUCCGAAUGAGCCAGCUUCCUCUGCAGUUUGAAGGGAUGACAACGCGGGCGGUCAGUCCCGGCCAAUUCGAAGAAUUCAUAAAAGUCUAGGGCGCACUCAUGACCUCUGACAAUCCUGUAGGUUUGAAUGAGAUCGCCGCGCAGUUGCCUGUAAUUUAGAAGAAACAGAUUAAGUUCGGUCAGCCUGGUUUCAUAGGGCAGAUGAUUAAGAUUCUUGACCAUCUUCGUAGCCAUCGCCUGUACUCAUUCCAGUCGUCGAUAGUCUUUCUUCAACCACGGUCGCCCGGCCUGGACUGCAUACUCUAAGUGAGACCGGACGAAAGCCCCAUAGGUGUUCCCGAACAGCUCUUUAUCGAUCUGUACAAAUCCUCGCCUCAGCGCAAAUAACACCCUUAUUACACUUUUGGCUGCCCUUUGACACCGUGAUGAUGAUUUCAGCGCGGAGGUCAUUAGGACGCCGAGGUCUUUCUGUUCCACAACAUUUGAAAGGGGCUGCCCACCCAGGACGUAUUGAAAGGAAUCGUCCUCCUUACUGGUCCUCCUGGUGCGGAGUCUCAGGAGGACCAGUAAGGAGGACGAUUCCUUUCAAUACGUCCUGGGUGGGCAGCCCCUUUCAAAUGUUGUGGAACAGAAAAACCUCGGCGUCCUAAUGACCUCCGCGCUGAAAUCAUCAUCACGGUGUCAAAGGGCAGCCAAAAGUGUAAUAAGGGUGUCAUUUGCGUUGAAGCGGGGAUUUGUGCAGAUCGAUAAAGAGCUAUUCAGGAAAACCUAUGGGGCUUUCGUCCGGUCUCACUUAGAGUAUGCAGUCCAGGCCGGGCGACCGUGGUUGAAGAAAGACUAUCGACGACUGGAAUGAGUACAGUCGUUAAUGUAAACCAAUGCUACUAAUGUUUUUCUUCUUUUCCUCUAAAACGGAAAUGAGUCGGGAUUAUUGUGGUGCUCAGUGUACAUCUAUGACUUAGUCGUUACAAAUUCGUUUAUUUCGCAGUUAGUCUUCACCGAAAACUGUCCCAUUACCUAUGAACGUAUCCAAAAACCGGGUGGUGGCACGGGUCGAUUACGUUGUCCUGGUCCCAAGUGUAAGCACAGUGUGGAUGCAUUGAAAGAAAAGUAAGCCGAAGGGGGAUGCUAAAAUCGUUAUUGGGAAGGGUAGCCGAGACUGGAACGGAAAAGGCAACCUGAUGUAUGGCAAAUCUGCCGCGAGAUUGAAGGAAGUCUUGAGUCUCCGCAAAAGACCUGACUGACAGGACACGCGGGGCAGUAAUACCCCAAUCUCGAAAGUAAACCUUAUCCUUAACGCAAUUAUAAACUUGACGCUUACCCUAAACUUAACAUUAAACCUAGCCAUAAACCUUCCACAAGCCCUAAGCCUUACCUUAACCCUGACCCAAAUCCUAAACUUAAUCUUAACCGUGGCCCUACCCUAACAAUAACCCUAACCCCAACCUUAACAUUAAACCUAAGCAUAGUCCGCAAUCUAAACCCGAAUCCUAACCGGAACCCUUAAACGUAACACAAACCCUAACCCUAAACGCAAUUCUCAACUUGACACUAACCUAAAUCCCAAAACUAACUCCACUUCUAGACCGGAACUUCGGGUUCUCCUUUUGCCCUUUCGCUUUGGCUAACGAUUUCAGCAUCCUCCUUCGGCUUACAUUCCUUCCAAUAUCCACGUUGCGCUUACACUCGGUACCAGGACAGCGUAACCGACCCCUACCCUGGCUGUCGCAAAGCUAACUGGUAGACAUCGACUAGCAAAAACCUCUUUCAGAAGUUGGAUCGAUUUGCAGGUUUAUUCUUGUGUUUUUUAAAAGCAUGACGAGGUCCCCAACCUUAUACGUUUCAUCUUUCUGCCUAGAUGUGUAUGUUUGUAGUCGUUUUUCAAACCUCUGUUCCCGCUUAGAUCGUUGUGACCACUGUGUGCAUCGGUUUGAUCACCACUGUGUCUGGACGAAUUCCUGUAUCGGUUCGGGCAACCAUGUGACCUUUCUCAGCUAUCUCCUCUCCCUCCUUGCCAUGACCUUCAAUGCAAGCUACCUCUGCGUCCGGGCGAUUCGCUUACAUGUUCUGGUUGGUCGAAAUCCCCAGCUUACUCCGUUACUGGUGUUGACGAGGCCCUUUUUUAUCCGACCCAGUUGUAAAAAAGCUGGUCGUCUCCGUGCAAUUUGA
Molecule: messenger RNA, 4179 nt
Organism: Spirometra erinaceieuropaei
Lineage: Eukaryota; Metazoa; Platyhelminthes; Cestoda; Diphyllobothriidea; Diphyllobothriidae
Source: the annotation of a GenBank genome assembly